AGAUCGCCGAGGCUUCCUCCCCCCUCCUCUCCGCCACCCGCUUCCGUUCCAUAAAAAUACUCCCGCCUUUCUGUAGCCCACCCACUGCGCCACUGUUCGUGACCUUUUACAGUGCCGCCCUAGCCCCGCUGACGCCUACUCCGUUUGGUAAAAACGCCGUUGCUCAGGUGGAGUUAUCGCUUGGGUACUGGAACAAGGAAGGAUUUUAAUGCCGGAGGGCGUCGUCGCCGCGAACCCUUUUUCGUGCGCGCUGCGGCUGUCGCGUCAAUGCCGACCUCUCCCUUUUAUGGCGCGCGGAGCUCGAAUGCCUCGCUCCCUGUCCCGGUGGUGAUCGGGCCGCGCUCGUGCCGUCGUGUCCGCAUUGACGCAUGCUAGCUAAAUCUUGGCUUUCUUCUUCUACUAUCUCUGCCCGCUGGUACUUCCCGCUGGACGGCGGAUCGAGCUUCCUGCCUGGAUUCUUGAUCGCGUGCCGCCUGCUUUGUCUUGUUGCGUGAGUGCGGCUCCCGGCGGCCACGUCCGGCGGGAUGCUCGAGGUUUUGGAGGUGCCGUGGACGGUGGUCGGUGGUAAGGCGGCUGGCGGGUGCCCGGGGCCGCCGCGGAGACAGGCGCUGCAAAGCAGCUUGGCGCACCCCAAGGCGGCCACGCGGUCGCCGGGGGCGGGAUGCAAGAAGUGCAAUUCCGGUGCGAGCGGCCCGCGGCGCAACGGCGCGCGGGCGCGGAGCAAGGAGGAGGCGGUGGUGCCUGCCGCGUGCACUGGCGUUGUCGCCGUCGCGCCAGCGGAGCCGCCGCCGGUGUCGAGCAAGGGGCUCGAGCUCUGCCGCCGUCCGGGGUUCGGGAGGGCGGGCACGCGCUGCGUGGUGAAGGCCAACCAUUUCCUCGCGGAGGUCGCCGACAAGGACCUCCCCCAGUACGACGUCAAGAUCACGCCGGAGGUGAGGUCGCGGAGCGUGAGCCGGGCCAUCGUGGCCGAGCUGGUUCGCCUCUACCGCGCGUCCGACCUCGGCAUGCGCCUCCCGGCCUACGACGGCCGCAGCAACCUCUACACCGCCGGCCGCCUCCCCUUCGACGCCCGAGAGUUCGUCAUACGCCUCGCCGUCGACGACGACGGCGUCUCCAGCGCCACCGUCCGGUACACACAAUCGGCCGAUCCGGAGAAGGAGUACAAGGUGGCCAUCAAAUUCGCUGCCGGCGCCGACCUGCGCCACCUCCGGGAGUUCAUGGCGGGGCGGCAACCCGAUGAGCCGCAGGGGGGCCUACAGGUCCUCGACGUCGUGCUGCGGGAAGUCGCUAGCCAGAGGUACCUCUCCGUAAGGCGGUCGUUCUACUCGCCGGACAUUAGGACGCCGCAGAGGCUCGGCGAUGGCUUGCAGUCGUGGUUCGGCUUCUACCAGAGCAUCCGGCCGACCCAAAUGGGAUUGUCACUCAACAUCGACAUGUCGUCCACGGCAUUUGUCGAGCCGCUGCCGGUGAUCGAUUUUGCGGCGCAGAUCCUGGGGAAGGAUGUCAUGUCAAGGCCGUUGUCGGACGCGAACCGAGUCAGGAUAAAGAAAGCUCUACACGAUUUGAAGGUCGAAAUCACUCACCGGGGAAGUUUAAGACGGAAAUACCGUGUCUUCGGCUUGACAGCGCAACCAACUCAUGAGCUAAUUUUCCCAAUUGACGAUGAAGUGAAAUCGGUUGUAGAGUACUUCAAGGAAAUGUAUGGUUUCACCAUAAAGCAACCACAUCUUCCCUGCCUUCUUGUAGGAAACCAAAAGAAGCCAAAUUAUCUACCAAUGGAGGUCUGCAAGAUUGUUGAAGGUCAGAGAUACAAGAAGAGGUUGAAUGAAAAGCAGAUCACAUCAUUACUGAAAGUUACAUGCCAAAGGCCUGGAGACAAGGAAAUGGAUAUUCGACGGACCGUUCACAAAAAUGGAUAUGAUCAAGAUCCCUAUGCGAAGGAAUUUGGGAUAAACAUAAGCGACAAACUCACCUCUAUUGAAGCAAGAGUUCUGCCUGCACCCUGGCUAAAAUAUCAUGAUACCGGAAAAGAGUCAGAGUGCUUACCUCGUGUUGGCCAAUGGGACAUGAAAAACAAGAAAGUUGUCAAUGGAUGCACUGUGAAUCAUUGGGCAUCCAUUAACUUCUCAAGAAGUGUUCAAGAAAGCACUGCCAGUGGAUUUUGCCAGGAGUUAGCCCAAACGUGUAAACUUUUAGGCAUGGAGUUCAACAGCGAGCCUGCUAUACCAAUGUAUUCGGCUAGACCAGAGCAAGCAGUACAGGCGCUUAAGCAUGUGUAUAACGCUGCACUGAAAAAACCCAAGGGAAAGGAGCUUGAGCUUCUUUUGGUAAUCCUCCCUGACAACAAUGGUGCAUUGUAUGGUGACAUAAAGCGCAUUUGUGAGACCGAAUUGGGAAUAAUGUCACAGUGCUGCUUAGCAAAGCAUGUAUUUAAGAUCUGCAAACGAUACCUGGCGAAUGUCUCACUCAAAAUCAAUGUUAAGAUGGGGGGAAGAAAUACCGUACUCUUGGACGCGGUAAGUCGGAGAAUCCCAUUGGUCAGUGAUGUACCGACAAUAAUAUUUGGUGCGGAUGUAACGCAUCCUGAAACCAGAGAGGACACCAGUCCAUCAAUUGCUGCGGUUGUUGCUUCUCAAGACUGGCCAGAAGUUACAAAGUACGCUGGAUUGGUGUGCGCUCAAGCUUAUCGGCAAGAGCUCAUCCAGGAUCUCUACAAAACAUGGCAUGAUCCUCAGCGAGGCACUGUCACCGGAGGCAUGAUCAGGGAGCUUUUAAUUUCCUUCAGGAAAGCCACAGGGCAGAAACCAUUGAGAAUAAUCUUCUACAGGGACGGUGUCAGCGCAGGACAGUUCCAUCAAGUAUUACUUUACGAGUUAGAUGCUAUCCGCAAGGCUUGUGCAUCUUUAGAACCAAAUUACCAACCUCCAGUGACGUUUGUGAUAGUCCAAAAGCGUCACCAUACAAAACUAUUUGCAAACAACCACAAUGAUAAAAGCAGCACCGACAAGAGCGGAAAUAUCCUGCCUGGCACCGUUGUUGAUUCAAAGAUAUGCCAUCCCACACAGUUUGAUUUCUACCUCUGCAGCCAUGCUGGAAUCCAGGGCACCAGUAAGCCAGCACAUUAUCAUGUUCUGUGGGACGAGAACAAUUUCAUGGCGGAUGAAAUGCAGACUUUGACGAACAACCUUUGCUACACGUAUGCGCGUUGCACACGAUCUGUUUCUGUCGUGCCGCCUGUUUACUACGCUCAUCUAGCCGCAUUCCGGGCACGUUUCUACAUGGACCAAGAUAGCCUCUCGGUGAAGAAUGCCAACGGGAGGAAUGGAGGCGCCAUGAAGACUAUGCCGGCAGUGAAAGAGAGGGUGAAGAGGGUGAUGUUCUACUGCUGACAAGGGGAAAAGAGUAGCACCCAGGCAUGCUAUAUACUCCAGCUAACACUAGGAGUUAGAGGUUUAGAUUAGAUAUAUGUAGGGCGGGAAGAGUGAAGAACUAGGUAUCUUGUCCUGUAAAAACUUGGCCGAUGUUUUAUUGAGGGCGAAAAAAAUCCUGCGUAAUAUAUAGCUUAUAUAUUGACAAAGUCAAGUCUGGAAAAUGUGCACAAAUAUGCUUCUUAAGGGCACUCCUUUCUUCAA
Messenger RNA from Triticum urartu, 3632 nucleotides. Lineage: Eukaryota; Viridiplantae; Streptophyta; Magnoliopsida; Poales; Poaceae. The record is from RefSeq and is a predicted model, not a curated record.